Molecule: messenger RNA, 927 nt
Organism: Gigantopelta aegis
Lineage: Eukaryota; Metazoa; Mollusca; Gastropoda; Neomphalida; Peltospiridae
Product: galactoside alpha-(1,2)-fucosyltransferase 2-like
Exons: 1
Coding region: 1-927 (308 amino acids)
Biological process (GO): carbohydrate metabolic process
Cellular component (GO): membrane
Molecular function (GO): galactoside 2-alpha-L-fucosyltransferase activity
Source: RefSeq, a predicted model, not a curated record
AUGAUAAAAAAAACUAAGCCACCAAAAACACGAAUAGCAAACGUUACCGAGAAACCAAAGUGUAAACAUCCGGUUUUGCCAAGAUUUAUAUGUGAAGAGAAGUUAGGAAGGCUUGGAAAUCAGAUGUUCUCUUUCGCCUCAGCUUAUGGAAUAGCCGCCCAUCUUAAUCGAACUAUGGUGGUGGAUCGUUCAACAUAUCUUAAUAAGGUCUUCACCCUUGAUGCCAUGAUGGUGGACAAGUGUGUCUGCGGUGAAGCUAAGCCGAAACAUUCCAAAAAGCAUUGCUCGUUUGACAAGGAUCUUUUAAAUCUUAAAGCAAGUGAAAAUUGCAGAGUUGGACAUUAUCUGCAGUCUUGGAAAUAUUUCGUGUCCGUUGUCCCACAGAUCAAGAAACAAUUCACAUUCAAACGAGAAGUGUUCGAUAAAGCGCUAGAAAUAAUCACGAAAUUCAAGACUGAUUUCUUAAAGAAGCAUUCUGGAAUCAACGUUAAACCUAUUGGAGAAAAUAUCACAUUCGUUGGAGUUCACGUUAGGCGGGGUAAUAUUGCAAACAAACAUUUUAUUGAUUUUGGUUGCAUGGUCGCUCCUAAAGAGUACAUUGAUAAAGCUAUAAUGUAUUUUAUAAACAACUUUACAGAUGUUCUGUUUUUGGUUUGUUCUGACAAUAUGACGUGGAUAACGGCCAACGUUAAUCAAUCAAAUGUUGUAUAUGAGCGAGGUAAUUCGCCGGAAGUGGACAUGAGCGUGCUUAGCCAAUAUAAUCACACGAUCAUUACCGUCGGCACGUUUGGCUGGUGGGCGGGAUUUAUCGCAGGGGGAAUAAUUCUGUAUUACAAACACCCUGCCAAAGAAGGCUCCCGAUUUAGAAAACAUUUCUCAAAAGACUAUUCUGAUUUUUAUUAUCCAGGCUGGAUUGGAAUGGAAUAG